AUGAAACGAAAACACGAUAGCACUACCGCAGAUUUUACUGAAAAUUUAUGCAAGAAGGAGAAAUUAUCUUCACUCACCAACGAUGAACUUGUAGAUCUAAUUUCCCAUCUCAAACACGAAUAUUCGACCCGAAUGCUUUACAAGUUGAAUAAUUUACCAGAUGAAAUGAUUGGCAUGAUACUAUCCUUCUUGGAUCGUUUUGAAAUUUUGUCUCUCGGAAAUUUGUUAUUCUUUAAAAAGUGGUCGAAAUUUAUUUUUCAUCAUGAUGAGUAUUGGCGUGCAUUGUUUGGAGAGUUGUUUCCACAAGUUGUUUAUGAUUUCAAUUUACAUAAUGCAUAUUUAUUGGGAAGAAUUAGAGAUUUUGAGAAAUAUUGUGGAAUUAAGCCAGUGAUGAUUGAAGUUGGCACUGGAGGAGGAAGUGAAAUUGAUAUUUCUAGACAAGAGUAUGAGUUGAGUUUUAAAAAACAGAUUUACUACAUUGAAUGGCCAAUUGAAAUUCCAAUUAAAGUGAAAUCCUAUGAAGGAUAUAAUGCACAAGAAUGUGAAACGGUUACAGAUGCUCCAACAGAAGUUAUUGGAGUUUAUUAUUCGAUGGACAAACCAACAAAGUUUUACUUUUCAAUCAAGAGUGAAUAUGAGUCAAAACGCGGAGAGAGUGAAUAUGUUGAUAGUACAUUAAUAGAUGUGUAUUGGAUAACAUCUAAGGGUGAUAUAAUUGAUGAAAUAGUUUCAACCAACAGUGCCAAUAUUGAUGCAGUAACAAAACUACUCAACAGUACCUUAUUGGAAGCUGAUAAAACACCAGGAGAAUGGAUUGAGAAAUUUAUUGAAAAACUUGGGGUUGAUAAUUGGAUAUCAAAUUCGUUCAAACUUUGUUCAUCCGAUAAUAAUGAAGAAGAAGAAGAAGAAGAGGAUGAUGAGAAUGAAGAUUAA
Messenger RNA from Naegleria gruberi, 933 nucleotides. RefSeq lists its product as uncharacterized. The transcript has a single exon. Lineage: Eukaryota; Heterolobosea; Eutetramitea; Acrasida; Naegleriidae. Gene Ontology annotation, molecular function: protein binding. The coding region runs from base 1 to 933 and encodes 310 amino acids. The record is from RefSeq and is a predicted model, not a curated record.